This is a messenger RNA of Purpureocillium lilacinum, 1056 nucleotides long. RefSeq lists its product as uncharacterized. The record is from RefSeq and is a predicted model, not a curated record. NCBI's taxonomy places the organism in Eukaryota, Fungi, Ascomycota, Sordariomycetes, Hypocreales, Ophiocordycipitaceae. Gene Ontology annotation, molecular function: nitronate monooxygenase activity.
AUGGCGCCCUCCGGCCCCAUAACAACGCCAUUCACGACCCUCAUGGGCAUCAAGCAUCCCGUGGUGCUGGCAGGCAUGGCGCGUGUAUCUGGCGGAGAGCUCGCGGCCGCCGUGUCGAACGCGGGCGGCCUCGGCAUCAUCGGCGGUCUCCAGUACACCCCGGACCAGCUGCGCGAAAUCAUUGCUGAAAUGAAGGCCAACUUUGCUCGGCCUGACUUGCCAUUCGGCGUUGAUCUCGCGAUCCCAAAGGUCGGUGGAAACGCGCGGAAGACGAAUCAUGACUAUACCCACGGCAAGCUCGAUGAGCUUAUCGACAUUACCAUUGAGAGCGGCGCAAAGCUGUUCGUCUGUGCAAUUGGGCUCCCGUCGAAGCGUAUCAUCGACAAGCUCCAUGAGAAUGGUGUGUUGGUGAUGAACAUGGUUGGGCACCCUAAGCACGCGGUCAAGGCCCUAGAUCUUGGUGUCGACAUGGUUUGUGCCCAGGGUCACGAAGCUGGCGGGCACACCGGCGAUAUCACCACGUCUAUUCUGAUCCCGGCCGUCGUGGAUAUUGCCCGCAACUAUAAGCCUCCGAUGCUCAAGGGCUCGACGGCUCUGGUUCUCGCCGCAGGUGGCAUCAGCAACGGCCGUGGUCUUGCGAGCUCCCUGAUGCAGGGGGCCGCUGCUGUUUGGGUGGGAACGCGGUUCGUGGCAUCGACCGAGGCCAACACGAGCGAGGAACACAAGCAGGCCGUCGUGGCCUGCGAUUACCACGAAACAGAGAGGACCCUUGUCUUGUCUGGCCGACCCCUGCGAAUGAGACCAAACGAUUAUAUCAAGAGGUGGCACAGCCAGCCACAGGAUGUGCAGGCUCUUUGCGAUCGCGGCAUCGUGCCCCUUGAGCAGGAUCUUGAACAAGGCGUCGAGGACAUUGACAUCCCCCACUUUAUGGGCCAAGUAGCCGGGUCGGUCAAGCGGAUACAGCCGGCCGCGGAGAUUGUCCAAGAGUUCGUGGACGAGGCCGUCGAAAUGCUCAAGCUCGGAGGGACGUACCUCACGGCGAGCAGCAAGCUUUGA